GUCUUCAUUGCAAUAAAUUUACAUGAGCGUGGAGACACAGCCAUUGAGGGGCGCCUGUAUUCGAAAAUUUGGGCCGCUCUGAGUCCGACGCCGGCCGUCGCCCGGUCACGUGACCGUCUGAGCAGACACCCGGUCACGUGGGGCCCACUGGUGACGUCACACCACCGCCGGAAGUGGUGGCUUCCGGUGUGAGCGUCUGCGGCGGCCCCGCGUCCGACGACUGCUGGCCGCCCGGCCGGCGUGCGAACCCCUUCCGCCGCCUCCUGCCAUGGAUUCGGCGGCGCCGUCCGGCCGCUCACAGCCCGACCCAUUCGUCACAGUGGUGAAUAUAAGUCAAAGUCAGCUGGCGCCGGCGCCGCAGGCGUUCUACCAGAACCCGCAGUACCACAGCGUGCUGGAGGGCCGCAAACUGAGCGUCCAGGUGCCCAAUGAGAGCAGCGAGGAGGGCGUCACCUUUGUCACCGUGCUGGACGUGAGGGAUGGUGGUGAGGAGGGCUCUCCUUCAGCGCCCGGUACGGAGAGAGUCGCGGUGACUACUGACAGCUUCACAGACCUGGCGGUGAGUCCGGUCUCAGAUAAGGCUGCAGGGAUGGAUGUGAAACACACCAAACUGGCCGCUGAUGAGACACCGUCUGCUGUGGUGUCGUCCCACACCACCGAGCUGGUGACGCUGUACCGGCUGCCCGGCGAGCGGCUGGGGCUCGGUCUCAAGUUCCGCGGCGGUGAGAGUGCCGAAGAGGCCGUGCAGGGUGUGUCGGUUCAGUCCUGUGCCGAAGGCAGUCCGUCAGCACGCGCCUCGUGCAGCUGGGGUAGGCUGCAGCCGGGGGACCGGAUCACGGCGAUUGCCGGCCGGCCGGUGACGGCUCUCACCCGGCUGCAGUGCGUGCAGCUGCUGCAGGACACCCCUCUAGCCGUGGAGCUGCGCGUCAGACACCUGGGCAGGCGGGAGACGCUGGUCAGCCAGGACAGCGGCAUCUCGCUCGGAGGGGACACCCUGCGCGUGUCUCCGGCGAGGGAGGUCGGCGCUCGGGAUAAAUCCCCGACGGGGAGGAGGGAGAGACGGGCCGCCGCCGCGCCGGCCGCGCCGCUCGUCGCCACUGACGCGCUGUCGGCGCAGGAGGCGUGGCUGCAGACGGCGCUGGAGUCUGACGGCAGCUCAUGCAGCAGCCGGAGCAGCACCUCCACGGUGGUGGAGCGGGGGGCCGGCCGGCUGCCCCCUCCGCCGGCGCCGCAGCUCGACCUGGCCUCGGCGCUGCGCCAGUUCGAGCGACUGGAACGUGAGCUGAGCAUGGAUAGUGUGUUCGCGACGGGUGGUGGCGACGAGGAGGGCAGCGUGAGCCCCCUGCCGCCUCCAGAGGUGUUUCAGGACAGACCGAAGCUCGCAGAGGACUCUGAGAUCGAGGACGAGGAGGAGAGGAACGAGACGAGGACGAUCAGCCGAGAGCCGUCCUCGCCAGCUGAGGAGGACGAGGGUUUCCAUGACUCAGGCGGGAGUGGCGGAGCCAGUCCUCCGGCUAGUCACCGCCGGCUCAGCGAUGGGUCUGGAGAGGAGGGAGAGGCUCAGACUGACGACUGUCCUCUGGAGGACGGGACGCUGGAGACUGAGGAAAUAACGCAGUCUGAUGAGGAGCAGGAGUCACCGCCAGGGGAGAGGGUUACUCUGUCGAAGAUGUCGAUAAUGACUGAGCCAGACAGAGAGGGCUCUGAGGAAGAAUCAGGAGCACGUGUUGAAAGGUUAUCAACAUCCGCGUGUGAUGUUUCUGAUGAAGAUGAUGAAUCCAAUCAAGAGACAACAGAGAAAGCAGAUGAAAUCUGCACCGAUGAGACUGAGGCGGCUGAACAAACGGACACAGCUGUUGAAGUGGCGACAGACUCACCCGAUUCCUCAGCCAUCGUUUUGAAAGAGACAGAAUCCCCUGUGCAAUCUGACCAGUCCAGCCCGGAGACGGCCGUCUCGCCGGAGACGGCGGAAAGCACCGAUGAAAGCGCCACGGACGCGGCCCUGUCGGACGAGGGCCCCUCGGAGGGAGUUCUGGCCAACUACGUGCCGACGCCGAUGCCCAGGAAACGCGCUAUGGUGCUGGUCCCGGCCGAAAGUGACGACGACUCUGUGGAGGGCGACAGCGGCGCCACCGCUGACACCGAGACGCCCGCAGCGACACCUGUCGAGCCGAAACACAACCAGCCGGGCCCCAAAUACGACCAGGGCUCGAUGUCGUUCGAGGUCAGCUCGUCGGUGGAGCGCCGGCGAAAGGCGUCUGCCCAAGACGAGCUCAGCCCGCUCGGAGGUCGCCAUUGGAGCGGCGGCGGCGACACGGACCCAGAGCGGCCGGCCAGCAGCGAGGACUCGGACUGGGAGCGGCCCAGGGGGGCGCCGAGCGCCGGCCGCUGCCGGGACAGCAGUCCCGAGAGCCCGCCGCCGCCGUCGGGCGCCCGUCAGCCGCCCGACGGACACGAGUUCCCACCCGACUUUGCCGAGCGGCGGCCGAGCAGUGCCACGCCGUCCACGACUCCGGCGCUGCUGCGGCCGCCGUCCAGGUACAGCGAUAGAGGCGCGUCGCCGACGGCUGAGAAGGCCGACAGCCCGUCGGUCGCGGAGAACAGUCGAGGACUGAGCACUGCCACCCGCGGCAGGAACCACCGGUCGGGAUCGCUCGGAGGGGCCACCUCCAGGAUUGGUGAGAGUGAGCUGAGUUCCAGUUUGCUCAGGCGGGCGACGGCCCGGGAACGGCAGAGUAUGGACGACCUGCAGAGGACAGGGGGGAGAUCCCUGCUCGGAGGAAGGAGUCCUCGGGGCCAGACGAGCGUCAAAGACAAAAUUGCGCUCUUUUCGAGCCAGUCUGUGGAGCAGCUUUCCCAGCCACAUCCGAAGCUUCUUAAACACAAAAGCUUGGAAAACGACUUGCCAACACGCGGUCCUCUUCGUUCCCAGGCUCGAUCGAAGUCAGACCUCAAACUGUCGGAGACAGAGUCUGCGAGAAGCCGCCCUGGAGAUGUCCUCGCGAGGAGGAAGCGAAUCGCGGAGGGACGCGGACCCCGUUUUGGCAGCAUGCUCAACAUGCAUCUCGGUGAACGAAGAGAAAGCGACAGCCGAGUACCUAGUGGAGACACCAAACCCGGUGACCGAUUUAAACCAAACGAUGAGAGCCCGGUGACUCCCCAGCGCAGCCGGCCUCCGCUGGGCCAGAGACCUCUGCGGGGAGCCUCUGAGUGCGGCACCCUGAGCUCGUUACACUCGGACUCUGUGACCAGCCUCUCAGAGCGACCCAGUCGGUACCGAGAGGUUUCGCCCGGACCCCUCUCCGAGCGCUCACAGAGCCUGCUCGACCUGGGACAGCCGGAGAAGAGGCAUAGCUUCGCCGGCCUACAGGAGAGGGAGUUCAGCUACUCCGGUCACUCAAGCAGCCUCACGAGAAAAGUGUCUCUGAACUCGAUCACUGAAGAGCGAAAGCGGAGUCUGUCUCGGCUUCGCGGGCUGGUGAUUCCGGACAAGGUGGAUGGCUUGGCGAAGAAGGGCCCGGUCGACCUACCGACCAUCAAGAGUAAGGCGCUCUCCUCGCUCAGUUCGUCUAGCUUCCGCGUCUCGGGCACUGCAUCUGCUGCGGUAUCACCAAGACCGACGGCGACCCCGAGAUCGGAGAAAGUCGAUCAUCAGCUCUCCUCUCCGCCCUGGAAGUCAGAGUCUCCAAACAUGCAGAAAUACUCGCCAGCCUUCAAACGGAAGAACAUCUCGGUGCUUUCGUCAUCUGGUUCUUCAGGCUCGGCGUUCCAUUUGGUGUCGACUUCCUCGCAGCUGGGUGGCUCCUCGGUCGAACUGUCGCGCCCCUCUCGCCGGGACCUGGCUCGGACCUCGCCCCUCCCUCGCGACCCUCGCUCCGCCGACCGGCGCAGUGAGCCGCGCACCACACGGCCGCGUCUGGCAGACAGCUCGGAGCCGCUGCAGCGCAGCAGCUCGCUCAACUCUCGCCCGCUGAGCGCCCUCGGACAGCUGCGCCGCAAGAUCUCCGACGACGACGCGGCGGACCUCCGCAGUCGUCUGGAGCCAGCCGACUCGGACUGUGGCGGGUCCACGCUGACGCUGGUCAACGAGCCGGCGGACAGCGAGGAGCCGGAGCUGGCCGGCCGCGGCCGCGCCGGCAGCCUCGAGUUCGACCACCGCGCCAGCACGUCCACCCUGCACGGAUCGCCAGUCAAGGAACUGGAUGUGGAGGAGGAACUGCUGCGCGCUGCAGAGAGGUUCCACAGCCGCUCCGGCGACGCGGAGCAGCAGGCGCGGCUGUCGGCCGCCGCCGGGUCACCCUCGCCGCCCCGACUGCUCGACGACGACGCCUGGAGGAAGUUCGCCGGGGAGCGGCGGCCGAGCGCUCCGCCGCCCGGUUGCGAGACCCGCGACCUGGCUAAGCUCCGACAGGUGACCAAGGUGACGUCGCUGAAGCAAAAGUGGCAGCAGCUCAACGCCGACAGCCAGGGGACGGAGACGACUUCACCGAGGACAGCAUCUACUCGCUCAGAAGAUGUGGCAGAGUCGCCUGCUUCCUCUGUGCGGUCCCCUCCGUCUUCAAUCUCUCCCCUGCCUUCGUCACUCAGCAUUCCAUCCUCUGUUGACACCAGCGAGACCACUGAGGUCAGUAGCUCUUCUGUUGAUGUCACCGACUCUCCAGCCGAAGUCACCACCAGCUCUCUGAACGACAUCACUGAUUCCCCGUUGGACGUCACUGACGCCCCAGCUGACGUAUCCUCUCCGGCACUAGACAGCGAGUGGCCCUCUCUCCAGGACCGCUCCGGGCUGGACCGUAAGCUGAGUACGCCCAGCUACAGUUCGCCGGAUCUGCAGCUGCGCGAAAAGAAAGACUCGGUGCCCUCUCGUCCCCACAGCUGGAUGGAGAGCGAGCGGGAGCUGGGCGGCUACCUACGCUCGCCGAGCGUGGCUUCCAGCCAGGAGAACAUCAUGGACUCGCUGGAGAGCGCCAAGUCGCCCAGCGGCUCGACCAGCAGCCUCCUGGAGAUGCUGACCGCCAACCUGAAGAGCACGGCCCGCUCGCGGCACGCGCUCAGUGUCAGUGACCUGCGGCGAGCGUUCGAGCGCUGGGACGGCCGGCCGCACUCUGGCAACUCGGGACACACGCGCAUGUCGUCGCUGGAUUCCAGCGCCAGCGAGGACGGCCACCUGACCGGCGGCUCGACGGCGUCACCGACCACGGCCAGGGAUCACUACGGCAGCAUCACGUCGCUGGCCUCAUCCACCAGCCUCAUCUCGCCUCAUGAGCUUCAGCAGCUGAUUGACGAGGCCAACCAGUCGCUGGAGGAGUCCGGCACGCCUUCUCACGAGAUUAUCGUGGCCGUCAUCCACCGAGAGAUGAUGGGAGGCAGCAUCGGCGUCACGCUGGCCGGAGGCGCCGACUACGAGAACAAGGAAAUUUCGGUGAACAAGGUGAUCACCGGCUCGGUGGCUGACCGCGAUGGACGGAUCAAGAAGGGAGACCGCGUCAUCUCCAUCAACGGCAGGUCGUCCAAGGGCAUGUCCCACCGAGAAGCUCUCAACACGCUCAAGGCGCCGCGCGCAGAGGUCGUCCUGGUACUGUCCAGGUCACGCUCGGUGACUCCGCACGAUCCGAACUCAGAGGAUCAGCGGCCCUCCAUCAGCACCAUGUACAGCCGGCCGCCAAAGAUCCUCGAGAGCCCCAUGGACAGCAAGAGCCUAGCCUCCGAGCUGGCGCAGGAGGACGAGUUCCGGGGUCCUCCGGUGACCAUUUCGCUGAAGAAGGAGGGCGCCGGCCUUGGCUUCAGCCUUCAGGGUGGCAAGGACUCGCCUCUGGGAGACCGACCGCUGGUGGCCAAAAAGAUAUUCACAGGCGGGGCUGCCGACAAGAGCGGCCUUCUACACGUGCGAGACCAGAUCCUGGCGAUCAACGAUCAGGACAUCACGCACAUGGCGCGUAUCGAGGCCUGGAACCUGCUGAAGAAGCAGCCGGACGGCCUGGUGCGCCUCACCAUCCGCAAGUGGCUGCCGAACGGGCCCGUCUCCGGGGCUGACGCCGCCACCCAGCCCCCCGCGGGGCCGGCGGCUGACGUUCCCACCUCUCCAGAGUCGACGCAGGAAGCACGGCCAGCGCCGGCGACCGGCGUGGCCCGGCCCACGGCCCUGCCGGCGGCCGGCCGCGCCGAUACCCGGCCCGUCAUAGCCGGGGUGACACCGAAGGCGGCGCCGCUGGGGACGCCCGCCGUGGUCCUGCCACAGGCCUAGCGCCAUCUGUGAUCGCGGAGCGACCGCCCGCGCUCCGACCGUGAUCGAUUGUGACCUACCCGGAACGUGAAACUCGGUAACCCAAUGAUGUCUCACAGGCCGAUCGGUUAGUCGUGCAGCCGGCACGAUCCGUGAUCCGUGCUCCCGUGCCGACGCUUCCAUCAGUCUGUGUCCGUUCGUGCCUUGAUCGUGACAGAACCGUGAUUGUAAACGCUCAGACGAGUCUCGUUCCGUCUUCCUAGCCGUGAGUUCCGUGAGUUGGACUCAGUGAGUAGGUUCCCGUUUCCCGGAACCGCAGCUCAUGUUUCGUGCAAUGGGUGUGCUGAUGUUAGCUAGUGCCGUGUAAUGUGUAAUGUAUGUGUGCCUGUGUCACGUGCGAGGAGCACGCUUCUACCCCACUGAUAAUUUAUACUAAUACAGCGUUUGUAAUGUAAUGCACUUUGACCAGUAA
This is a messenger RNA of Amphibalanus amphitrite, 6695 nucleotides long. RefSeq names its product serine/arginine repetitive matrix protein 2-like. Gene Ontology annotation, molecular function: protein binding. The record is from RefSeq and is a predicted model, not a curated record. The coding region runs from base 269 to 6244 and encodes 1991 amino acids. Lineage: Eukaryota; Metazoa; Arthropoda; Thecostraca; Balanomorpha; Balanidae. The transcript has 9 exons.